Molecule: messenger RNA, 2336 nt
Organism: Myripristis murdjan (pinecone soldierfish)
Lineage: Eukaryota; Metazoa; Chordata; Actinopteri; Holocentriformes; Holocentridae
Gene: noxa1
Product: NADPH oxidase activator 1
Exons: 16
Coding region: 76-1689 (537 amino acids)
Biological process (GO): superoxide anion generation
Molecular function (GO): superoxide-generating NADPH oxidase activator activity; protein binding
Source: RefSeq, a predicted model, not a curated record
AAGACAGCAGGCACCAAGGAAGACCUGGACACUGGAAACUAAACUCUCUGUCACUGCUGAUUCAAGAGUGGAAGGAUGCUGUACACUGAGCUGCUGCGCCUGUGGAAUGAGGCGGUGAGGGCCGUGGAUGCCAGGGACUGGCAGGGCGCCCUCGCCACGCUCGACCAGAUCACCGAACCCACGUCUCGAAUUCUGUUUGUCACCGCCUCCACUCACCUUGCCCUGGGACAGCUGGACCACGCCCUGCAGGCCUUGGACCAGACCAUCGCCAAGGAUGAACGUCUCGCCGUUGGCUUCUUUCAGAGAUCUGCAGUACUGAUGCAGCUUGACAGGCUGGAGGACGCUCUGUCAGACUGCAUCUGGGCCCAGAAACACAUGAGAGGGAACAUGGUCAUCGACUACAGACAGCUGGGGCUGCGAUACAAAUUGUACAGCUGGCAGGUGUUAUAUAAUGCAGCAGCUGUGUACUGUCGGAUGGGCCAGUGGGAUCAGGCAAGGGAAGUGCUGCUGUCGGCCUCCCAGGAAAGAGGAGGGGGUCGAGGUGGACAGAUGGAACUAGCUUUGGACAGUGUCUUGAGGGAGGAGGUCCUGGCUCCUCUCCUGGUGCCUGAAGGGGAGGUGUUUCGCCCCAGGAAGCAGGACGUGGAGCAGCUCCAACAGAGAGACUUCCUGGGCAAAGCAAAGGUAAUUUCCUCCAUGAUUCCCAACGAUGACUUUGGAGGCUUUGAGCCACUGAGGAUGCAGAAACCUGGUUUCUAUGAGCCCAAAGUGGAAGGAGCUCAGAACUCUCGUUACAUGCGUGUGAAGGUCCCUUACAUGAGCCGGGGCCCCGGUCAGCUGACGGUGCCGGGAGGGGUCAUGGUCUUUAUAUUCAACGAGGAGGACCGGGAUGGGAUGGUCAGCGUCAUAUAUGAUGGCCAGAGAGGUCUUCUGCCCGUGUCCCUGCUGGAGCCCGCAGAUGUCAAGACGUCCAAAGGGAAAAAGGAGAAUAGAUUUCCCAGUGGGAUCCCCCUCCCACCAGGUCUCAAGCCGCCCACUCGCCCAGAGAUGCCCAGCCCUGCAGCGCCCCCUCCAGCACGUGCCGUCGCAGAUACACCACCUCCGUCUUACAUCAAUGCCACCCUGCCGCCCCUCCUGGCCACAGAGCCACCCAAGUACACAGCCAACGCAAGCAGCCCGCGCAAGCAGCUUGCAGGCGCAGUCCAGGGAGCCGAGGCGAGCUCUGUGGUUGUGAAGGUCCACUACAGAUACACUGUGGCCCUGUCCGUCCCACUGGACACAACAUACAGUGAACUGCAGGAGCGCAUCGCACACAAAUUGGGCCAGCCAGCCGCUCAGUUGCGCCUCAGACAGAAACAGCAUGGCUCCCAGGUGCUGAGGCCUCUGGGUGGGGUGGAGGAGGCAGGUGGCACCCUGAUGGAGGUGGCUGAGGCUGGUAGAGCCACCCUGUGGUGCCAGGUACAGGAGCCCCUGCACAACCGUGCCAUCCUGUACCAUAUGGUGGCGCUGUAUGACUAUGCUGCCCAGGGCCCAGAGGACCUGGAGUUCAGCGAGGGAGACACCAUCGACAUUCUGGGCGAAGUGAAUGAGGAGUGGCUGGAGGGACACUGUGCAGGGAACAUAGGCAUCUUCCCCAGCUGCUUUGCCUACAGGGAAAACCCCAAUAUCACAGAGAGCAGCCAGUUAUAACCAGACUGAGUCACACCGAUGUCAUCUAAGAUGCACUUUGAACUUCAUUUACCAGUAAACACCCCAUGUCCUACUCCUACAAUAAUCUUAUAGUGUGUCUGUGGUCCUCAGUAGUGACUUUAUCAUACUUUAUGUCAUCUUAUCCCCGUCGUAUCACAAUAAUACGUGUGUGUCUGUGGUAAUCAGAAAUGACUUUAUAGUGACCUUAUUAUACUUAAAUGUAUUUAUGAUCCUUGUUGUAUCACUACAAUAUUGAGAUGAUAUUCCUUUACAAUGGGUCUGUGAUCUACAUAGGAAUAUGAUAGGAGAUUUAAAAACUGGAACUUAGAGAUUUUUCAGUAUAUGGUAUCAUGUUACUUUACACAGCACAGAAAAUAUCAUAUACUUGUCACAUACAUACACAUAUCUCAGCUUGAUGGACCUACAUAAUGGACAAAAAAUCCCUGCAGUGUAUUUAAAAUAGAUAGAGUAAUGCCCAUGAACCAUUUAAUGUUUUUGCUUGUGUGUUUGUUUGAGUGGCUGGUAAGUCAUCUUUUCACUGUCACUGUCUUCUUGAAAAAUGCAUACAGCCCAGCCGAAGCUAACUGAGACAGCUCCACCACUCAGUUGCUACACCCUCUGAUCUCAUUUCAUUAUUAUUUAUUGAU